Molecule: messenger RNA, 1024 nt
Organism: Schistocerca piceifrons (Central American locust)
Lineage: Eukaryota; Metazoa; Arthropoda; Insecta; Orthoptera; Acrididae
Product: solute carrier family 22 member 1-like
Exons: 6
Coding region: 11-1024 (337 amino acids)
Biological process (GO): transmembrane transport
Cellular component (GO): membrane
Molecular function (GO): transmembrane transporter activity
Source: RefSeq, a predicted model, not a curated record
GAGCGUCAAUAUGUUCUACAUUGCUAUGCAGACUCCUGAUCACUGGUGCCAUGUACCUGGUCGAGAACACACCAACCUGUCACUCGAGGAGUGGAAGAACUUCACUGUUCCCAGGGAAGGAGCCGCAUUCAGCAAGUGCUUGAUGUAUAACCAGAGUGAUGUGAGGGACUUCAGCAACAGGAGGGAACCUGUGAAGUGCCAGCAUAGCUGGGAGUAUGACAACACCUGGUUCUCAUUGACAGCGACAUCACAGAUGAAUUGGGUCUGUGACAACCAGCAGACUGUUAAUACCAUCUUGUUCUACUCGCAGAAUAUUGGAGUGGCAUUAGGCUUACUCUUUGGCUAUGUGGUUCAGAUGACUCUUGCUGCUGACAGGUACGGCCGACGCCCCCAGCAGCUGCUGUGCCUGUCAGCCCACGUGGUCAGCAGGCUGCUGGUCAUGCUCGCUCCGCACGUGCUGCCGCUCUUCAUCCUGGCAGAGUCACUCGUCUCUGGUGCGGCCGGGCCAAUGGAGGAGUCUUUAUUGGCUGUCGGCCUGGAACUUACAGACAUCAAGCACCGCUCUGUUAUCAACCGCUACGCAUCCUGUAGCAUGGCCCUUGGAAUGAUGCUUGCUGGUCUGGUGUCUUGGGCACUGCCCAACUGGAACUAUUUCAUGUCAUUUGCAGCCAUCAGUUGUUUUACCCUGUUCUUCUUCUUCAGAUGGUUUCCGCAGUCUCCGCGCUGGCUGGCAUGCAGGGGUCGCGAGCAGGAGGCACUGGCAGUGCUGCGUGACAUCGCGACCACCAACGGCUCCACUGUGCCUGCAUUUGCCUUGCAGGUUAUCCAGACUGUGGGCAACAGCAAGGCAGACAGGACAGGCUUCCUGAGUAUAUUCUCCAGCUGGAAUGUCUUUAAGAACACCGUGAUCCUCAUCAUCGCCAGUAUAUUCUGCAUAAAAAUGAUUGUGAAAUGCAGUGCUAUAAAAUUUUUAUCAAAUCCUGCUAAACCAUUUAACCUCGAUGAUGUCAUAUUUUUUCUCUGA